Molecule: messenger RNA, 597 nt
Organism: Linum trigynum
Lineage: Eukaryota; Viridiplantae; Streptophyta; Magnoliopsida; Malpighiales; Linaceae
Source: the annotation of a GenBank genome assembly
AUGAUACGAUCCUUCCUAAAAACCUUCUACGUCGUGUCUCACGGCGAUCCGGAUGGCGUCGUUCGUCUGGAUUUUGCCGCGGCUGCUCGUCUGUUCCCGCCGAGGGAACCCUCCCCUGAAAAUCACCUCAAUCUGAUGGAAGCCCUCUGGUUCAACGAAGGGAAGAACUUAGCAACGAGGCGAUUCGCAUUCGAUUUCGACUCAAUAGAAAAGCUUAGAGCCCUUGCGGCAAUCAAGCAGUCGAGAGUAGAGGCGUUGUCGGGUCUGAUAUGGAAAUGCAGCAUGGCUACGUCGGGAGCGCUCACUGGUUCCCGGAGGACUUCGAUCAUGGUGGAGGCGGUGAAUCUCCAAAGACGCACGACCCUCCCAUCUUGGACAGUUCGAUCCAGAACGUGUACUGAUGGGCAACGGCGGCGGCGGAAGAAUCGAGUUCGAUCAGGCUCUACAAGGGCGACUACCCGAGGUCGCUGCAGGGGGAUGAAGGGUUCGAGGCGAUCUCGAGCUAUUACGAGUAGCUGGAAGGGCUGUUUGCACUUUGCAGGGGAAGCGUCGGACAUCCUGGCGAUGGAACGACGACGGUCUGGCGGUGAAAAAUAA